This is a messenger RNA of Pelagomonas calceolata, 3122 nucleotides long. The record is from the annotation of a GenBank genome assembly. NCBI's taxonomy places the organism in Eukaryota, Pelagophyceae, Pelagomonadales, Pelagomonadaceae.
GCCGCUAGCUGUGCGGCGCCGCGGCGCGCGGCUAAAAAAGCCCAUCUGCACGCUGGUGUUGCGUGCAACGCACUUAUUUUGACUUAGCCGUGCCGUGCCAAACCAGUCGCUGAUAAAUAGCCGCUCCCGUUGCACAGAAACAAGCCUCCCACCCCAGCCUCUCCGAGACAGCCUCGCGAGCAGCCGCGAUGGCCUCGCCCCAGCAUUUAGGAGUAGCCUUGGCGCUGGGCCUGCUCUUACCAAGAGAUGAGGACGACAUGGACGACGACGACGACCGCGCGCCGCGCCCGCGCGUCGAAGACACCGAAGACGACAGCUCAAAACAUCAAUUGGCGUGCUGGGUGCUCCGCGAGACGCGCUUCGUUGGGAGUGUCGACGAGGCGUCCAAACGCUUACCGUGGGCGGCAACAAGACAACGCCUCGCAUCAAGUUUCGUCGAUCCGGCGCUAGGCGAGGAAGUCGCCGUUUACUGCACGCAGCAAUUAGUAGCACUAGCGGAGGCGCCGGAUGGUGUCGUCGAUCUGUUGGACGACAUGCGCUCCUGGCUGCGGCCGGAGAAGAAUGAGGACGACGAGGAACCUAUGGAGAGGGAGCAUUUUCUCGCGCCCGACUCGCUGUUCGGCGUCUUCGUGCGACGGUCACUCCUGGACGCGACGGAGACGCACUUUGAUGGCGUGGCGCGGACCUACGAUAGAGUGUGUGAGUACGUGCGAAGAUACCAAGAGAACGAUGACUCCGGUGCGUUCUACGCGUCUUUGUUGACAAGAAGAGACUUGGAUCUGUUCCUGGAGCGACGUAUACUGGCCGCAGCGUCGGUCUGUGGUUCUGUGACAUUAGAGGAGACCGAACUAGAAUGUUCGAAGAUUGAGGCCCUGGAGCCGGAUUUACCGCGGAGCAGCUACUUACGUUUUGUGGCCUCAUUAUAUGGGAGGGAAUAUUUAGGCGCCCUAGAUCAUCUCCAUCGCUACUUCGACUAUGCGGGAAGUAGGGGCGGACCGGUCUCACCGAACGACGAGAAAGGAGCGCGAGGUGUGGUCCAGUAUGCCGCACUUAACUUAGCUUGUUUACAUGCGCGCUUCGGGCAUGCUCGGUUGGCGUCGUGCGCUUUGGAUGAAGCUGUUAGGGUAGCCCAGCAGCGCCACGACCACGCGUGCGUGACGUUCGCGUUGGGGUGGCUGCGGUACGUCGACAUCCGCGAGGCCGAGUACGAGGCGGAGACCUACGGACCGCCUCUGCCCGGUGAAUCGACGCAUACGGUGGAUGCGCUAUCUCUCCAGAGAUGUGCGAAGCGAGCGAAGCAAUUAGGACUCAGAGAGUUAGAAUCUGCUGCAUUGUUGUGUUUCGCCCGCGACGCGCUCGACUAUGCUCGGACGGACGAAUGCUACGAGCAGGAAGUCCUGACGCGGGCCUACACCCCGUCGAAAGCUAGUAGAGCAACUCUGGCGGCCUGGAAGCUCGCCGAAGAUGCGGCCAUGUUCGAGGCUCCGGGGCCGAGAGACGGUCCCGACACGUCCAUGUUGAUGCAAACGCCGCAACAAAGGCUAGAGAGAGAACGGAAGGAGCGGCGGGAAGGCCAGCAGGACCCGCAGGGCCUGCCGAAGGACUGUGAGAUUAAGGAUCGGAGCACGGUCGCGACGAACCCGACUGAAGGUAGCAUCUUCCGAGCACGAUGCCGGCGGUUCAUGGUCCAGGCGGCGAUCAACGGGCAUAACCAGUUUAAAAGGGCGCAGGCGCUGGAAGGGAAGGCUUUAUUACAAGCAGAAGAAAGGUACUUGCAGGGGCAGCGACGGCGGCGCGGGCUCGAUGAAAAUGAUAGCAGUGGCGAUCUGCCCGAAGAUCGGGCGCCAUGUGUACCUAGGGAACUAGCUUGUGUGGAUAUUGCGUUCGAGUGUUUAUUUGGCGACUUUGACGCUGGGGAUAUGACUCAUGAGCUUGGUGAGGGUCUCAAACCACCAUCGGACGUACCUCCUUCUGAACACUUACCAGCGGACCCCGACGGGUCGCUGCGAGCAGCGUCGGAGGCCGCGACGGCGAAAGCUCUAGGGUUAGAUUUGGAAGACAUCGAGGUGCGGACGCGGCGUCUGGUGAAGCCCGAGAGCGCCGUCGAGCCCUCCACGCCAUCGCCGCGACGUGUGUGCCACGCAGGUCCCGAAGCGCGAGGAGCACGAAAACCAUAUCGGUCCCCCCGGUUUGAACGUGGCCUACGACAUAGCUCUUAAAAAAUUAGAAGAGAACCGCUGUCCGAAUAAGGGAGCGUCGAACAUUGUGGAACGGGCCCAGUAUCUUUUGAGGUUCGAGUGGGCCGUGCAUAGACACGCCCUGAGGAGAGCGGCGGCACUCCAUGAGGCACUACUAGGGGUCUCGCCGCGGCAGUCCGAUUACGACGUCGAGUGUCAUGUGGAAGCUUUGAGGUGCGAUUUACGUCUGUCGGUCGCGCGGGACGACUAUGAAAGAGCAGUGAAGGGUGCUGCCAAAUUGGAGCGUAUUUGUGGCAACCGAGGCUUGUGGGCGUUACAAGCGAAAUUACUAUGUGAUAGAAGUAAGUGGCUCCUCGACGGGUGCCCGCAGGAGCCCGUUCCAGCCAUGAACCCCGCUUUAAGGGCUCUGGCGUUGUGCGAGCAGUGGGCCCUGGACGCGUUACAUGCGGAGGCGACUUUGCGGUUGGCUCUCGUACAACUAGGUCUGGGUAACAUCCCGAAGGCGCGCGAUGCGUUUCAGCAGUGCCAACUGAAAAUCUUGGAACAGUCGCACGUCGACGUGCAAGGUGAUUUAUGGUACGCUCUCGCGCAAUGCGAGCUCGAGGAGAAGGCCUAUGCUCUCAGACAUCGGCAGGAAGGUCGAAAUGAUGUUUUUGAAAAUGUUGAUGUGAAGGAUUUUAGAAAAGUUAUCUUCUUCUACAAGCGUGCUUUAGAAUGUUAUUCCUACGUACAACAUAGAAAACGCAUGCAGGACUGCCACUACUUCCUGGCGAGGACCUACCAUCAACUCGAGGAAGAUCCAGCCAUGAUGAGGUUAAGAGACCACCACGCGAAACGCGCGUUGGAGCUCCAGGCGGACAUGAAUAGGGCCGUGGCGGACUUCGAGGAUUUGCCAUGCAUGUGGAUAAUUGAUGAAUAAUACUU